Molecule: messenger RNA, 1589 nt
Organism: Micropterus salmoides (largemouth bass)
Lineage: Eukaryota; Metazoa; Chordata; Actinopteri; Centrarchiformes; Centrarchidae
Gene: pbk
Product: PDZ binding kinase
Exons: 7
Coding region: 106-1131 (341 amino acids)
Biological process (GO): protein phosphorylation
Molecular function (GO): protein serine/threonine kinase activity; ATP binding
Source: RefSeq, a predicted model, not a curated record
GCGGCAUCCGUACAGCCUGGUGAGACACGAGCGCAAGCAGCGGUUUGAAUGUUCGGCGCGUUUUAACUGCAGCAAUUUAGUAACAACAGUGAAAGAAAACGCAGAAUGGCCUCCCCUGCCACAAGCAAUGAUGAGGGCGCGUUCAAGACCCCUAAAACCGUCCGUGUGAAGAGUAUUGGAAGCAAUGGAGGGACCCCAGUCACCAUCCCAGCUUCACCUUUCAUGAAGAAGUUGGGAUGUGGGACUGGAGUCAACGUUUACCUCAUGAACAGAAUGGGGAAGUUGAAUGCGUCUCCCUGGGCUGUCAAGAAGAUCAACACUAAGUGUGCAACGAAACAGGUGGCCGUAUACCAGAAGCGCCUGAAUGAGGAGGCAAAGGUCCUGAAGGGAAUCAAUCAUCCAAACAUUGUUGGGUUUCGUGCCUUCACCACGGCCAAAGAUGGAUCAAAGUGUCUGGCCAUGGAGUACGGAGGAGAGCAGUCUCUGAAUGACCUGAUAGAGAAGAGGAGGGAGGAUGGCCUGAAAGCCUUCCCUGCUGCCAACAUAGAAAAAGUAGCACUGCAUGUUGCGCGUGGCCUUCAGUAUCUUCACAAUGAGAAGAAGCUGUUGCACGGCGACAUGAAGUCAUGUAAUGUUGUCAUCAAGGGCGACUUUGAGACCGUCAAGAUCUGUGAUGUUGGUGUUUCUCUGCAGCUGGACGAGAACAUGAGAGUGUCAGAUCCAAAGGCGGAGUACAUCGGCACAGAGCCGUGGAAACCGAAGGAAGCUCUGGAUGAGGGAGGAGAGAUCACAGACAAAGCUGAUGUCUUCGCCUUCGGUCUGACUCUGUGGGAGAUGAUGACGCUGACCAUGCCUCAUCUGGAGAUGCUGGAGGAUCACAACGAUGAGGAGGAUGAAGAGGACUCGAUGGAGGAGAGUUUUGAUGAGGACGCCUACUACGAGAAGUUGGGGACGAGGCCGGCGUUAGAUGCUGAGGCUCUGGGCAGCUCGUACCAGCGGAUGGUGGAGCUUUUCUACCUCUGCACAGAGGAAGACCCCAGGAAGAGACCCUCAGCCUCCCAGAUCGUCCAGGCUUUAGAGAGCAACGCCCCGCUGGAUAAAACGCCCAGUGAGGUGAUAGUGAUUGAUUGACUGAUUUACACAACCAAUUCUGCAUUUUCAUCUUAGAGGUGCAAGUUAGGAAUAUUUAGGAUUCAGACUAUACUUUAUUUUAGAGAUUGCAGACCAUAUGAACACAACCUGAAUUCCUGCUAGUUCAUCCUAUUUACUAGUUUAUCUGGGAGGAUCUUUUGUACGCAUUAAUAUAUAAACUAUAUACGCUUCAGGAAAACCAUGUUGAGGACAUAGUUUGCCUAGACGCAGAAAAUAUCAGUUGAAUAGAAUGAGUGAGCUCCAAACGCUCACUAUAAUCCCUAUACUGUACAUCUUUAUCUGUCAUUUAUUUGGAUGUUGUCUUUGUGGUAUUUUCUUUUUCCUUCCCAUGUAUGUCAACUUUUAUUGUCUAAAUGUUUUUACAUUCUUUACCUCUUGAUUUUUCGUGAGUGUGUUUGUUUCUGCACUUGUAUAAACUUUGUUUCUUGGUCACUCGA